CUCAGCUGAGGGGUGCGGUUCUGGCUGUGGGAAUAUUUACCAGGAAGAUCCAGGUUCCAGGCCUGCCUACCCCCACAAUCCCUUAACAAAGAUGCUGCUGAGCUUUCGGAGGGGCCGCAAGAGGCAGUUCAAACACAUCAUCCAUGGCCUCCUCCCUGCAGCCAGCAUCGCUCCAAAGCCAGCUGUGCCCCGCACACCUCCUCCCCGCAGCCCAGACCCCUCUCCAGAGCGACCCCGAUCUGCUCUGGCUGCGGCCAUUCUGGCAACCACAUUGACUGGACGGACCGUUGCCAUUCCCCAGCCUCGCCCAAGAUCCUGGUCUGAGAGUGACACCUUCUCUAUUGGAAAGGACAGCACCACUGAGCCCCAGGCAGCCACCGCUGAGCCCAGGCCUCGGCUGAAUUGGGAGAACAAUUUGGGCAAAGCAAUUUCUUUGCCCUCCUUUGAGACAUUGGACUACAGGGAAGAAGAGGAUGGCGGUAUGCUGGUGUCUGCCAGCAACAAGGAGUUAGGGGACGGUAGUGCUGUGCACUCUGCAUCCCACAGAAGCCAGGUGCUGCUAUCGAGUGAAGAGGACAGUGAGCAGGACGGUGAUGGCUUGGAGCUGGAUGGGCUCUCCAGCCCCUCUCCUCUCCCCAGUCAGCAAGAUGGUACAUACUGUGGUCUGAAUUUAAAGGAUGACAGAACGCCAUUGUGUGACAAGCCACCCCCCUCCCCAGCUAGCCGAGUACAACAGAGAUGUAUAGAAAUAACCAAAGAAAAGCUUGAGGAGUUGAAAGAAGAAAAUUUGCACCUGAACAUGAAAAAUCACAAUCUCAGAGCUCAUCUAAAGGCUACGAAGAAACUAGUGAAAGAUUUACAAUCAAAACUUCAGAAGCUGGAACAUGGUGACCAAGGGCCAGAAGAGGCUGUGCAGGCUUCUGGUCAGGGCGGGGAAACCUCCCUUGCCUUGAGAGUACCUGCUACAUUUGAGUUGCUUUCUCUAAGAAAGCACAUUGAAGAGCUGGAACAUGAAAAUGACCAGUUGAAAAUAAUCGCCCAUCGUUUGAACGUGGAACUGAGUCGCUACCAAACAAAAUUCAGGCAUUUGUCUGAGGAAGAGAGUUCACACGUUGGUGCCCUCCCAGCAAAUGGCCCCACGCCCCCCUGGCUGGUGGAUAUCAAGUACCUCUCACCGCUGUUGCUGGCUUAUGAAGACAGAAUGAACGAGAAGGACCAGCUGAAUGCCACCCUUGAGGAGGAGAUGCGGGCAUUCAGGAUGCGGGUGCAGCAGGUGGUGGAGGAGAAUGAAGGCCUGCACCGGGUGAUAAAGAACACGGUCGUCAGUGUGGUGGAACGGCAGCAGCUGCAGACACAAGCCGAGCUGGUUUUGGAGGAAAACAAGUUGCUGAUAGAGCAACUGAUGAUCCAGGAGAACAAAGCCCAGGACAUCCACCAGGAGCAGCAGCAGGAAGUGUCUAAGCUGACUAAACAACUCAUGCUGCUGGAGAUGAAGUCUCAAAGCCAGGAGAAGGAGCUGACAGAAAGCAAGGAGCAGCUGGAGGCGUUGCAGGCCACCUGCCAAGAGCUCAAAACAGACCUGGACAGCAAGAUUGCCAUGGACCUGCAUACCUCCAUCGUAAACGAAUUACAGAGCCAGCUGCAGAAGGAGGAAGAGAAGGAGCGGGCUGAGCUGGAGGAGCUGAUGGAGAAGCUGACGGUCCUGCAGGUGCAGAACAAGAGUCUGUUGUUAGAAAAGAAGAGCUGGGCCUCUAGGAACAAAGCACUUCAGGCCAACCUGGAGCAGGCGCAGAAGAAAAACAGGAAAUACCAGAAGAAAAUUGACUCUCUCAAAAAGCAUGCAGAAAAAGCCUUGAAGAACGAACUCUGUGCUCAUAACUACUUGGCCAACCUCAUUACUUUGACAGAGAAUCUAGCCCAGGAACGAGAUGGCCUCAAACAUUUGGGCUACAAGAAGCAGGCAGCCCUGCGGCUGGAGGACAUCAGCCACCUGCUGACGCAGCAGGAGGAGGACUUCGCAGGCAAGGCGGCCCGGUACCAGCAGGAGCUGGGGUAUCUGCAGCAGAUGUUACAGGACAAGCAAGAGGUGCUGGACCAGGCGCUGCAGCAGAAGAGAGACAUGGAAGGCGAACUUGAAAUCGUGUGGGAAUCCACGUUCAAAGAAAACCGCAGGAUGCGUGAACUCCUCCAGGAAAGGGCAGGUGUGCGGGCCUCCCCCAGAGCUGGCCGGGGCCCCUGCCUGGACCCGGGCCUGCUGGACUGCUCCAGUUUCAGCUACUGUGAUGUGCAGCUUCCUGUCCCUGCCACCCACCACAGCAUGUGGGAGCCCUUGCCUGAGAUGAAGGAUUAUGGCAAACUCCAGGACAGCCAGGCUGUCUGCAUCAAGAAAGCUGCCUGCGGGCUGUUGCCCCGUGGGACAUGUGAUCGUGGAGCAGAUGACAACUCUGAUGUCCUCUCCAUUCUGUAG
This is a messenger RNA of Dipodomys ordii (Ord's kangaroo rat), 2467 nucleotides long. RefSeq names its product centrosomal protein 89kDa (gene Cep89). Bases 92 to 2467 code for a protein of 791 amino acids. Gene Ontology annotation, cellular component: ciliary transition fiber; centriole. The record is from RefSeq and is a predicted model, not a curated record. The transcript is spliced from 20 exons. NCBI's taxonomy places the organism in Eukaryota, Metazoa, Chordata, Mammalia, Rodentia, Heteromyidae. Gene Ontology annotation, biological process: mitochondrion organization; cilium assembly; chemical synaptic transmission.